Messenger RNA from Etheostoma spectabile (orangethroat darter), 2714 nucleotides. It is a transcript of the gene cdt1, whose product is annotated as chromatin licensing and DNA replication factor 1. NCBI's taxonomy places the organism in Eukaryota, Metazoa, Chordata, Actinopteri, Perciformes, Percidae. Gene Ontology annotation, cellular component: nucleus. Gene Ontology annotation, biological process: DNA replication preinitiation complex assembly; regulation of DNA-templated DNA replication initiation; DNA replication checkpoint signaling. Gene Ontology annotation, molecular function: DNA binding; DNA polymerase binding. The record is from RefSeq and is a predicted model, not a curated record. The transcript has 10 exons. Bases 169 to 2217 code for a protein of 682 amino acids.
AUGAGGCGUGGCUUCGUUGAUUUAGCGCGAAUUUUCUUUCUUCUUCCUGUGAAGGGUGAACGUUUCCGGAGACCUAUUGUUGAUGGACAGUAUUUAUAGCUUUACCGACUUCAGUUUGUUGUAGUUUCUUACUUUGCGGUAUCUGCGCCCGCCUCAAGCAACAGCAACAUGUCUCAGGCUCGCGUUACUGAUUUCUUUUCCCAAAGAAAGAAAGGCAUCACCGGGCCGGUGAAACCAGCCAAGCAGCGCAGGAGCGCUGUUGUCGACCGGGGGGCUUCUGGGACCAGCACAAGGUCAACGUCCUCGAAAAACAAAGGUGGUUUCCUGUGUUCAUCCUCCGUCCAUGAAGAAUUUGUCCGAGUUAUCGACGAGGCAGUCGAGCUAAACGUCGGAGAGUGUGUUAGUAACACCGCGAAAGAUGCAUACUCAAGUCCCCGGACACCAAAGCGGACCUCGGCCGAGACAGAGUUCGACCUCGGGGCAGCCCUGUUUUCAGCCACCGCUAAUCACAGCACAGCCAAGAAGAGACGGCAAGCAGAGGCUGUUAAAGAAGCUAAAGUUUUAGAGAAAGCAACGACGAAGACCAGGAAGGCCAGAAAGAAACUUGUUCUCCCUCAAGACACACCACAGGCUGCAGUCCAGCCCCUGCCCAGUGAGGGGACCCAGCAGCACUCGGGUCCGGCAGCCUCGGUGCCUGGGCAGAAUGCGGACAGCCACCUAAACCUCCAUACCAACAGCUCUCCGCAGAGGGGGCAGGCCGGCAAGGCUUUGUGUAAAGAAGACCUUGCAGCCCUCAAGUCUCGUCUUCAGAGGAUCAAGAAACAUGCAGAGGAUUUAACCAGCGCUACUCCCGGGAAUUCAGCUUCCACAUCCUCCUCUCCAGCUGGUUCUCCUGCCAACGCUCUCACCCCCCUUGUCCCCAAAACCGCCACGCCUGCCACCUGUGAUGCUAAAUCCCUCAAGUUCACUGUAGCACAAGUCAAAGAGCUCACAGCUAAAGCUCAGCGGAGGAAGGAGGAGAGAGAGGCCAAAGAGAGCAAUCAGAGUGAGACGCAAAUCCUGGACUGCACUGAGCAGCCGGCGUACCAGCGAUACCACAACCUCGCCCAGGCGGCCCCCCCGGGCCUGUCUCUGCCUUACCAGUACAAGGUGCUGGCUGAGAUGUUUAGGAGUAUGGACACUGUGGUCGCAAUGUUGUACAACCGCCGUGAGGCAUCCACCUUCCCUAAGAUCAAACAGGGAGUUCAGGACAUGAUGCACAAGCGAUUUGAGGAAAGCCACGUUGGUCAGAUACGGACGGUGUUCCCCGAGGCCUACAAAUUUAGACAGGAGAAGAACAUCCCAACCUUUAACAGCAACAUUAAGAAGGGCAACUACCAGCUCACCGUGGAGCCCAUCAUUCUCUCUGACCAGAAUGAAGCUUGUCCUCUCCUGUCCGCCUCUCGCCUCCUGGAGAGAAGACGCAUCUUCCACCUGAAUCUGGUCUCCGUUGUCAAACAGCACCACAAGGUAUUUCUGUCCACGUUGGUUCCACCGAUGUCUGUUCCAGAAGACAGACUGACCCGCUGGCACCCAAAGUUUAAUGUGGACACUGUGCCAGCCAUCUUGGCUAGCUUGCUGCCUCAGCCUCCUUACACUGAGAAACUGUCCACCGCUCAGGAAGUGCUGGACAGGGCUCGCUCACUCAUCACGCCCAAGAUGGAGAAGGCUCUGGUUUCUCUGACUCUGAAGAAGCAAGACAAAGCUGCAGAGAGUAAAGAACCAACAUCUCCACAGACACCAGCAGUCCCCCAAGCUUCAGCUGCAGUCCCAACUGCCUUGAAAGGAGUGUCCCAGUCUCUGCUGGACAGGAUUCGGGCAAAGGAGGCCCAGAAGCUCCAGGCAGCCAUGACUCGAAAUCCCACCCAGGAAGAGCGCUUGGUGAUGAUGUCACGGCUCCCUGAGCUGGCCCGGAUUCUCAGGAACGUUUUUGUUGCAGAAAAGAAACCGGCUUUAAUAUUGGAAUUGGCCUGUAACAGGAUGGUGGCCAGUUACAGAUCUGCUCUCAGCACAGGUGAAAUGGAGAAGCACAUCCGUCUGCUGGCAGAAGUGGCUGCUGAUUGGCUGACUAUUCAUCCAAUCAGGAAGGAUAUCUACCUGAAGCUGAACAAGAACAUGGAGCUCAACAUCAUUCUGGACAAACUGAGCAGCAGACUUCGAGAUGAAGAGAAAAUCUGACAUUAAUGCCAGAACGAUGACAGUGAUGUGAUAGCCUGAACAUCUUUCUCCGGGCCUUGCUGUGACAGCUGCCAGCACACUGAAGGCUAGUUAAAGGGCCAUAUUUUUCAGUGACUUUCAUCGGUUUUUGGGCAGCAUGUAUGAUGUUUUAGAUACAGUGGGUUUUGUGUUGUGCCCUGUGCUCUAGGCUGUCGGAGUGAAAUGGUUACUGAUUGAUCUAGGCACAGCUCCAGGACACCGGUAUGUCCCAAAAUCCUGAGGCCACAUGGGACCGGCCUAGUCCUGGCAUUUCCACCACCCCUGUUGUUUUAGCCACACUUGAGUGCUUUGUUUUUAUUUCCUCCAUGAAAGUGUAAUAUCGGUGUCUGCUUCCAGUCUCUUGGUGGGAACCAUUUUCUACAAUGUAGAACUGAUGAAUGUUUACAUUUUUUUUUUUUUUAAAGGUCACUACUGUUUGAUAAUGUUUAAGAAAUACAAGCAUUUGAGUCCAACUGUCU